CUCUGGUUCACUUCAACAUUUUCUGAAAAAUGUCCCCCUGGAGACUGGCAUUAUUAGUACCCUUAGUGGCUUGUGUCUUAGUGGCAAGGACAGCUGCACAACCUAACUGUGAGAAUGUACCAGACUUUGGAAAAUGCUCCGGGGACGCAACUAAUUUCUGCCCCAAAGACAUAUCUUGUGGAUGUAAAGAUGGUGUUGCAUUUUGCAGCUGUCCAUACUAUAAAGGCCCAAACAAUGAUUACUGGUAUAUGGGUGAAAAAUGUGAUCAGCUCUGGAAUACAUUUGACUUGGUGGCUGUUACAAUACUUCCUGCAAUUGCCCUUGCUUUUCUUGUUGCUGUUACGGCACAGUUAAUUCACUUCUGCAAAACAAAAACAAAAAAGCCUACAAAGAAAGAUCGAAGUCAGAAGGAACGUUUAACAACACAAUCUCACCACAAUCAGUCAUACAUACCUGAUAGAGACAUGAGACCACUACAUCUACAAAACCAACAGGUAAAUAUGCCUUCGCCAAUUUCCCUUAACCCAAUAGCAGCACGUCAGAACUCUGCUGCAUUUGAGCCCUCUCGUAUGCAAGGAUAUAAUCCUUUUGCAGGAACUCGUGCAGAAGAACCUCUCUCUCCAGUGCAAAAACAAGCAGAUGCUUUUAAUUCUCAACAACAACCAAGGAGUCCAUUCAACAGAUAUUCAGAUGCGCCACAGUCAGGCAAUUAUAAUGAUGGAAGAACUGAUUACAGUGAAGCAAGAAAUCAAACCUAUGAUUACAGCUUGAAGCCAACUUCGAGAGCAGCACCUCCUCCAAUUCCUCAGACAGACUACAAACAAAAUGUUGCUGAACCCAGUUCUAAUGGCCAGUGGAAUGACAGGUCAUUCUCAUUUGCGCGUCCACAAAUUCGCACCAACUAUGGAUAUUAGUAUAAUUGUUUUAAAAUUAGUUUUUACCGUUAAUUGAUGAUUCGAAAGUUUAACACCAUCUAUAGCAUUGCGCAAACUUUUUAUUUUUAACUUGAUUUAGUAUGUCGUUGAUAAGAGUUUUAAAUAUGUUUAAUAAAAUAUGAGCAAUCCUGCUACCUAUACUGUUCUAAUAUACAUUCAUAAAGCUGUACUCCAAUCAGAA
Bombina bombina (fire-bellied toad) is the source of this 1116-nucleotide messenger RNA. RefSeq lists its product as uncharacterized. Bases 30 to 914 code for a protein of 294 amino acids. NCBI's taxonomy places the organism in Eukaryota, Metazoa, Chordata, Amphibia, Anura, Bombinatoridae. The record is from RefSeq and is a predicted model, not a curated record. The transcript is spliced from 7 exons.